This is a messenger RNA of Puccinia graminis f. sp. tritici CRL 75-36-700-3, 540 nucleotides long. RefSeq lists its product as uncharacterized. NCBI's taxonomy places the organism in Eukaryota, Fungi, Basidiomycota, Pucciniomycetes, Pucciniales, Pucciniaceae. The transcript is spliced from 2 exons. Bases 1 to 540 code for a protein of 179 amino acids. The record is from RefSeq and is a predicted model, not a curated record.
AUGUCCGUUGAUCCUACUGCUGAAGAAACCGUACUCCCUUUUGAAGAUGAGGGUCAUUGCGAGGAUAAUCCCCUCCCAGGAUCCAAUUCGUCUUUGGUCGGUGAUACUACAGAAGAUCAAGAUUCAUCGUCGUUUGGGGAUAUUACCGAAGAUCUCUUGCCGUUCGAGGAGAUAUCAGACUGCAAGGACACACUCAACAUGUCAAGAGAAAAAUCGAUUGAACUGUUGAAACAAAGAUCGAAAAUGGUCUAUGGAGGCCAAGAACCAAAACAAAUCCAGCUAGACUCCGUUAUUGACUUGAUCCAUCGUUGUGAUACUUUUGUCCUCGCAGGGACAGGAAUUGGCAAGAGUCAAAUUGCUGAAAUGUAUUGGGAUCUAUUUCCCAAAUACAAAAAGCCGAUUGUGCUAGUCUUGAACCCUCUGGACUCACUUGGUGAAGUGAUCGGAUCGAUGGUCGAUGGUCGAAAAAAAGGCAGGAUGUAUGCGGACUUUAGUGAUGAUAUCGAAAAUCUGCAUGUUCAUUACCGAAACUCUCUUUAA